Cyprinodon variegatus (sheepshead minnow) is the source of this 2625-nucleotide messenger RNA. RefSeq names its product glycoprotein (transmembrane) nmb (gene gpnmb). The record is from RefSeq and is a predicted model, not a curated record. The coding region runs from base 117 to 2006 and encodes 629 amino acids. NCBI's taxonomy places the organism in Eukaryota, Metazoa, Chordata, Actinopteri, Cyprinodontiformes, Cyprinodontidae. Gene Ontology annotation, molecular function: integrin binding. Gene Ontology annotation, biological process: cell adhesion. The transcript has 12 exons.
AAGGUGCUGGAUGAGGACAGGGAAACACAAGCUGGGUCGCUCCAGUCAGAAACUGUUUGUUCAAGUUGUUAAACUGUUGUUUUUUUGGGUAGAAAUUUUGUUCUGGACAGGCAGACAUGAGGAUCCUGCAGGAUUUGUGUCUCCUGGCUUUUUACGCCUGCUGCGUUUAUCAAGCUGAUGCGCGACAGACAUAUCGGGAUGUUUUCCCCCACAAGCACUCAUUAACAGGAAAGUUUCCAUUUCCAAUCCCACCAAUCCCGGGAUGGGAGCCUGAUACCAAUCCAUGGGAUGAUUACCUCUACCCACCGCUAAACUCAAAGCCCAGAGAGCUAAUGCAUCACAGAGGUAAACCGAAAGUCCGUCUAACCAGCGACAGCCCAGCUAUUAAUGGCUCAUGCAUAACCUUUACUGCCAAGCUGGAGUAUCCUCCGUGUCAGAGGGAAGAUGCCAAUGGGGACCUUGUCUGGGAUGAGCACUGCGAGGAUGGUACGGAGCUGGAGGCCUCAGCUAACGGACAGCUUCGCUCAGGAUAUGUGUAUAACUGGACUUCUUGGUUGGAUGAUUACGGAUUUGGAAAGUGCACAGACAAGGCAAAAUGCAAUGUGUUCCCUGAUGGGAAGCCUUUUCCACAGAGCAAUGACUGGAGGCGCAAGAGCUACGUCUAUGUUUGGCACACAAUGGGCCAGUACUAUGAAACAUGUGAUGGAUCAUCUUCCAGUGUGACCAUUAACACCACUAAUAUCCCACUGGGGGCAGAGGUCAUGGAGGUUAUGGUGUAUAGGAAGCGUGAGCGCAGGAAGUACAGCCCCCUCACUAAUGACAACACUGUAUUCUUAAUCACAGAUAAGAUCCCACUGGCAGUUGACAUCUCCCAGAAGUCUGCUGUCAACAAGUCUGCCAAUGUUUUUAUCCGUGGAGAGGAGAUGGUCUUCAAAGUCCGGCUCCAUGAUCCCAGCGGCUACCUAAAGACGGCCGCAUCAGUGGACUACAUCUGGGACUUUAAAGAUGGCAACCAGCUCGUGACACACCGCGAGGUGACGACGCACACUUACAGCACACUGGGGAUAAUGAAUGUGAAGCUGGUAGUGGAGGCUGCGUUUCCUGUGGAGUGUCCACCCGCUUCUGCCACUCCGACUCCAAGGCGCCCCACAUCGCCACCUCUUACAGUGGCUCCUACUACUACUCCAGCUACCCACGCCGUGACAACCAAGAUCAAGACAACGUCUGUGCCACCCAAGACCAGUCAGCCCAUUUACUCGUCCACUUCCUCUGCAGUGACAACCGGGUUACCAACAACAGAGCCCCUUCCCUCCACUGUAGCGACUGAGUCCAUCCCCACCACCACCCUGCCUUGGCUCAAAGAAAAGAGUCAGAACAGCAACGAAUGUUUCCGUUACGCCUAUGGGACAUUCUCAGGCAACAUCACUAUAGUUGAGCCAAAGCACCCUCUAAGAAAUCGGCUAAAGAGUCGCAUUGUGGACGUUUCGGCUGCCAGGGUGACCAACACCGACAUUAACUUCCUGGUAAAAUGUCUUGGCAGUAUCCCCACUUCCGCCUGCACCAUUGUGUCAGACCCCAGCUGCACUAAAGUACGCAACAUUAUGUGCAACGAUGUUCCACCAUCAACAGAGUGUGAGGUGCAUCUGAGGCGAAGGUUUCUGGAACCCGGCACCUACUGUGUGAACAUCACCCUGGAGAGCUCAAAGAGCAUGGCACUUGCUAGCACCACCAUCACCAUCAGCAAGUCUCAGGACACACCUGUGCCUGAAACUCCAAACACUGCCCGGGUAGUUCUCACUUCUAGUGCUGUGCUGGUGGCAGUCUUUGCGAUGAUUGCCUACGUGGUUUACCGGCGCCACAAGCUUUACCGGCCCAUCCGAAGGUCACUUGUUGAGGAUGCCUGUGCCCGUUCUGAUACAAGAGGUCCAAUGGUUCGCCUGAGGGAGGCGCUCUUCCCCUCCAGUGAGGAGAGCCGCCACCUGCUGCAUGAAAGACACCCUUUGUAGGGUUUGGAGGAGUUACAUCCAAUUGGCGUUUCUCUUUUACUUUAAAACUGGUGAAUGAUACUAAUAGCAAUGUGUCUGAAGAUUAGUGUGCUGUCUGAAAAAAUCCUAAUGCUUUAUAAUACAUUUACUAAACAGGUUGUUUAACUUGGUCCUACAGCACUAAUUUUAAUACCAGUUUGGAAUUAAUGUUCUGUGGAAAAGUUUGAAUAAGCCAUAUUGGUAUCUUUGAUUAAAGGAUACAAAAUUUCCAUGUGAGGUAUGCUGGGCACCAUGUUCCUAAGCUCUUAUUAAACCUUUACAAGUUUGUUUUUCCCCACACUAUUAUACUUUUAAAUCCGAGUCCAGAUUAUUUGAAGUCUGUUUUUUUUUUUUUCUUAUCCUAAGUUGAAAGUGCUGUUCAUAAAACCUAAGUUUUGCAAAGAAAAUUGUGUUUAAUUUGUAGAGAUGCUAAAAACAAGUUACAAGGUAUGAAUGAACAUGCUAACAUUUAAGUUAGGUAAUCAUAUAAAACGUCGAUAACCAUUAAUCUUGUUUGAUUGUUAAAGCUUAAACUGUGAAAAUGUGUAGUUGAGCUCCUUUAAUUGAAACUGCAACUUCCAAGAAAUCUUCAAUAAAAUAA